Messenger RNA from Plasmodium cynomolgi strain B, 690 nucleotides. Its product is annotated as CYIR protein. The transcript is spliced from 2 exons. The record is from RefSeq and is a predicted model, not a curated record. Bases 1 to 690 code for a protein of 229 amino acids. Lineage: Eukaryota; Apicomplexa; Aconoidasida; Haemosporida; Plasmodiidae.
AUGAUGGCACUUUUACCAGAGAAUGAUUGGGAAAAACACUUAGAAAAAUUGCCUUCAUAUGAGGAAUAUAAAAAAUUGGAUGACGUGGACAUUAAGGUUUAUAGCGAUGAUUACUGUGUAAAAGAUUUAGGAAGCCUGAAAGAAGAGGAUAAAACAUUUUGUAAUAAGGUAUCGAAGCACCUAAAAAGCUUAUCUGGUUUAUCUGAUAAGGAUCGUAAACAUGGCUGUUUUUAUUUUCAAUACUGGUUCUUUGAUCAGAUAAGUAAAAAGUAUAGUGCUAAUAAUAAAAUUAAUAACAAACCAGUUAGUGAUAAACUUUUUGAUUUAGUGGCAUUAAAAAUUAGGGAAUCUCCUAAUUUGGAAUCUUGUAGAUGUUAUGAAUCUGGGACACCGGAAGUCUGGAAAGAAGAAAAAGAUUUGCACGAUUAUUUUGAAAAUUACAAAAAUAUUAAUUGUACGAAUUCUGAUAAGUUGACGUGUGAAAAAUAUGUGCGUUAUGUUACCUAUAUUAAUAAAUUAUUUCAAAGUAAGGAAUAUGACUGCUGUAAUGACGAUGAGUUGGACCUUGUUUCUUGUGAACCUUAUAUCAAAUGUGAAUAUGAGACCAGACCUAAUGAUUUAUUACAAGAAUUACAAAAACAACUAAAGGCUAUUGAAGAAAAACAGCGGAAAUUCCUAAAGGGGAUGUAG